UACAAAGCAGUAGAUGCCAGUCCACUCUCAGUGACCUCCGAAUGGCGACAAUGUCCAUACUCCAUUGUCUAUCCUCUGCCAGAGCUCCAAAAGAAGACGCAUAUACAAAUGGGAUUCCAAUCCAAGGUCACUGCAAACCUAGGACUAGGAGCAAGCGACUCCCGAAAGCGAAGGCGACGUUGACUGCCGCCGGCCCGUCACCGCCACCGCCAUUAACAGUCAGCUUCCAGAGCUCGUCGAAAGGGUCAAACACCAUCCAUGGAGCUCGCCGCGCUGCUCCUGCUCCUCCCCUUCCUCCUCGCCGGCCUCCUCUGCCUCGGGAAGAAGGACGGCGGGGCCGAUGCGCGGCGCCUCCCUCCGGCUCCUUGCGGCCUGCCCGUCAUCGGCAACCUGCACCAGGUGGGCGCGCUCCCACACCGCGCCCUGCGCGCGCUCGCCGCCGCCCACGGCGCGCCCGACCUCCUGCGGCUCCGCCUCGGCCAGGUCCCCGCGCUGGUCGCCUCCUCCCCGGCCGCGGCCGCCGAGCUCAUGCGGGCGCACGACCACGCCUUCGCCACGCGCCCCUACUUCCGCACCGCCGAGAUCCUCACCUACGGCUUCCGGGACCUCGUCUUCGCGCCCCACGGCGAGCACUGGCGCCACGUCCGCCGGCUCUGCUCCGAGCACGUCCUCAGCGCCGCCCGGUCGCGCCGCCACAGCGCCAUGCGAGAGCGGGAGGUGGCCGCCCUCGUCCAGGCCGUCGCCGACCGCGCCGCUUCUUCUUCUUCUUCCGCCGCCGCCGUGGUCGACGUGAGCGGGGCGCUGUACCGGUUCGCGAACGACGUGAUCUGCCGGGUGGUCUCGGGGGCUAGGCUGUCGAGAGAGGAGGAGGGAGGAGGAGGGAGGAGCGAGCUGUUCAGGGAGCUGAUCGAGGAGAACACGGCGCUGCUGGGCGGGUUCUGCGUCGGCGACUACUUCCCGGCGCUGGCGUGGGCGGACGCGCUGCUGUCCGGCGGCGGCGCGAGGGCGUGGAGGAACUUCAGGCGGUGGGACGAGCUGCUGGAAAAGGUGGUCGUUGAAUACGAGGGGGCGAGGAGCGGUGCCGGCAUGGAGGAGGAGGACUUCGUGGACGUGCUGCUGGCACUGCGGGAGGACGGGCACGGGCACGGGCAGGACGGGUUCGAGCUGAGCAGGGACAUCAUCAAGUCGCUAUUGGCGCUCCAUCGACUGGGAGGGCGACGCUUCUGGAUUUGGGAGGGCGGUAGGGCUAGCGGCGCAGGGCGUUGGGCGACGGGGCCUAUCCAGCGCGAUGGCCGACGUCGACUCCAGCAGGACAUGUUCGCGGCGGGAACGGAAACGACAUACAUCGCGCUGGAAUGGGCCAUGUCGGAGCUGAUGAGGAACCCCGCGGCGAUGCGGAGGCUACAGCAGGAGGUGCGCAGCGCCGCCGCCGCCGCAUCGGCCGGCGGCAUCGCCAAGGCCGACGCGCUCGGCGCGGCCACGGCGCCCUACCUGAAGGCGGUCGUGAAGGAGACGCUCCGCCUCCACCCGCCGGUGCCGCUGCUCCUGCCCCGCGACUGCAUGCAGGACGCCGCCGUGCUGGGCUACCACGUCGCCGAGGGCACGCGGGUGUUCGUCAACGCCUGGGCCAUCAACCGCGACCCAGGCUCCUGGCACGCGCCCGAAGAAUUCCUCCCCGAAAGGUUCUUGGAGAGCGAGGUGGACUUCAGGGGCGGGCACUUCGAGUUCAUACCCUUCGGGGCCGGGCGGAGGAUCUGCCCCGGGAUGCAGUUCGGGCUGGCGACCGUGGAGCUCGCGCUCGCCAACCUGGUGCGCCUGUUCGACUGGGAGCUGCCGGACGGCAUGGCGCCGGAGGAGCUCGACAUGUCGGACGCGCCCGGGCUGACCACGCCAAGGCGGGUGGGCCUCCGGCUCGUCGCGAGGCCCGUUCGAGUGGGAUCAUGAAACAGGACUAGGCCCAGCAAGCAACGUGCAAAACUAGAGUUCAUGAAUGAAUCAAGAACACCCUCUCGCUAGGGUUUUUCCUCCCGGAGGCGAUUUUAUCGCCGCCGUCGAGAUCUUUGCUUCCCUCCUCUGAUCCCCCUCGGUUGUUGGUUCGGGCUGAUCACGGGGCGAUCUGGUAUCGCUGCUCGGCCUUGAUCGACACCUAGGGGUGAGAGGAGAGUUAGGGUUGGUUCGCAAGGUCCGAUCUGUUUUUCGGACUAGGGUUCAAGAUUGGCUGCGGGAUGAGAUCCAAGGCGGAUAAGGCGUCUGGGUCAAACACCGCAUCGGAGGUGGAGAAGAUGAUGGCUGAGUUAGGGCUUCAUGAGGAGGACCUCGACGAUGUCGUCUUUGAUGAAAAGCAAGCGCCACCAGCAGCUGUGAGAUGGAUGGCGGUGGCCAGGGUUCACAUCGACAAGCCGUACAGUCAAUACUGAUUCUUCAAGAACAUGCGUGCUGCCUGGGACUUGGCCCAUGAUGUGAAGUUUCGCCCUUUGGAGGACAACCUCUAUACUAUGCAAUUUUUCUGUUUAGGUGACUGGGAACGCGUGAUGCAGGAUGGCCCGUGGAAUUUCAGAGGUAAUGUGGUGGUGAUCGAGCCAUAUGAUGGAAUCACAAAACCCACUGAAGUCGCCCUAGACACCAUCAAUAUAUGGAUUUAGAUCCAUGAUGUCCUAGACCUGUAUGCACAUCUUGUUAAUCCACUUGCAGCAAGGGUUGGCGAAGUCUUGUUCUCGGAGCCAAUCACGCAAGAUUUUGCUGGCAACUUCUACCGCGUGUGGGUAAAGAUCAAUGUACACAAGCCCCUAAAAAAUGCUGUGUCCAUGAUCCGAGACGGGAAAAGGCAGAUAUACCGCGUGAGAUACGAACUCCUCCCCGACUGGUGCGCGGUC
This is a messenger RNA of Triticum aestivum (bread wheat), 2873 nucleotides long. Its product is annotated as cytochrome P450 71A1. Bases 259 to 1944 code for a protein of 561 amino acids. Lineage: Eukaryota; Viridiplantae; Streptophyta; Magnoliopsida; Poales; Poaceae. The record is from RefSeq and is a predicted model, not a curated record. Gene Ontology annotation, molecular function: iron ion binding; oxidoreductase activity, acting on paired donors, with incorporation or reduction of molecular oxygen; monooxygenase activity. The transcript is spliced from 4 exons.